AUGAACUGCAUCGUUGGAGGUGGUCAUGCCUUUAUACUCAGGGUAUCCAGUUUGUUUGGUCUGGCUCCGCUCCGCUUCGAGCCUCGAGGAAAUGGCUUCACGGUCAGAAUUUCGAAAGGGAUGUGCAUCUACAGCUAUAUUCUGAUCACAGUCCUGGUCAUUUUCACCGUAUGCGGUCUAUGCGCUGAAAUCAACGUUGGCCUAGAGCUAUCAGUGAAAAUGUCAACCCGGAUGUCCCAGUUUGUGUCUACAUGUGAUGUGCUGGUUGUGGCGGUGACGGCUGGCGCUGGGGUGUACCAGGCGCCCAAGAGGAUGCGCAGCAUGAUCAGUUUCAUGGAUAGUGUGGCAGCGGUGGAUGAAAGUAUAGGGGCGCAGUACUCCAGGGCUACAGAGCGCAAGCUUUGCGCCAUGCUAGUGGCCGUCCUGAUCUUCUUCACGAUUCUCAUUACUGAUGACUUCUGCUUCUACGCGCUACAGGCAAGAAAACUUGAUAGACAGUGGGACGUGGUGACCAAUUACGUCGGGUUCUACUUACUGUGGUUCGUGGUAAUAGUCCUGGAACUUCAGUUCGCGUUCACCGCGCUUUCGGUUCGCGCGCGUUUCCGGGCUGUCAAUGAUGCAUUGGCGCUCACUGCUAAGCAUAUUAAUUUACCUGUGGAAAAAAUCCAGGAGCAAUCGCCUUUAAAUAUAUUUGCGAUACGCGUGGCGUCUGAGUCGCAUCGGGCUCAUAACAUCAGUUUACUGGUUGAUUGUCUACCGCUCACCACCAAAGGACAUCAAGUUAUUAUACGGAAAGGAGUGAGUGGAAGGCCCAAACUCGUGGUGGGACCAUGUGAGGCGAUACGCCGGCUUGCACUUCUCCACGGGACCUUGUGCGAGGUCGUGCACAGGAUAGAGCAGAGCUACGGCCUUCCCCUCGUAAUAAUCCUCAUAUCAACGCUGCUGCACUUGAUUGUAACACCGUACUUCAUGAUUAUGGAGAUCAUAUUAUCGACGCACCGGAUUCACUUCUUGGUACUACAUUUUUUCUGGUGUGCGACCCACGUGCUGAGGAUGCUAGUUGUAGUGGAGCCCUGUCACUACACCAUCACUGAGGGUAAGAGAACAGAGGAGCUGGUAUGUCGCCUGAUGCGCGCUACACCGUCUACCGGCACCCUGCUCUCACGACUGGACCUGUUCGCGCGGCAGCUGAUGCUGCAGUCCGUCUGCUACUCACCCAUGGGCAUGUGUACUUUGGGACGACCGCUUGUCGCUUCCGUUUUUGGUGCAGUCACAACCUACCUGGUUAUAUUGAUACAGUUUCAAAGAUACGAUUCGUAA
Molecule: messenger RNA, 1320 nt
Organism: Zerene cesonia (dogface butterfly)
Lineage: Eukaryota; Metazoa; Arthropoda; Insecta; Lepidoptera; Pieridae
Gene: Gr9
Product: gustatory receptor for sugar taste 43a-like
Exons: 10
Coding region: 1-1320 (439 amino acids)
Biological process (GO): sensory perception of taste
Cellular component (GO): dendrite; axon; membrane
Source: RefSeq, a predicted model, not a curated record